Messenger RNA from Adineta ricciae, 633 nucleotides. The record is from the annotation of a GenBank genome assembly. Lineage: Eukaryota; Metazoa; Rotifera; Eurotatoria; Adinetida; Adinetidae.
AUGAAUGAACGAAGACGACCAAGUAAAGAAAUCAUUCUGGAUAAGAAUUUACGAUUAAUGUUUCAACAGCUGUGGUUAACUCUUCUAAAAUCUUCUCAUCAGACUCUAACUUAUCUGAAAAUGAAAGGAGAAUUGUUCGAUUGGAAUUGCGAUCAAGUUCCAUUCGAUCUUCCAGCACUUAAGUAUCUCAUUCUUGAGAAUACCACAAGUGAGCAAAUGGUAGAUAUCCUACAACAUACACCGAAUCUACGAUCUUGUCAUGCAGCAUUAAAAGAUCAGUUGUCCAAUCAUUUAACAAAUAAGAUGUUUUUUCCUAAAAUGCGAAAGUUCAUUUUAUUAUCACACUUCGAUUGGUCAUUCGAGAACUUUCGCCGGCUGUUUAGUAUGAUGCCGCAUUUAAAAAUUCUACAUAUUUUUUUAUAUGUUCAUAAGGAAGCUCUUGAUGAUGCAUGUGCGUGGCAAACAUUGAUCGAACGAUAUCUACCUCAACUAAUCCAGUUGCGUCUUCAUUUCAUCGUACGAUAUAACUAUCAAUGCACCUAUAUUCCUAAAUGUAAUUUACAAUCAUUUUACAAUGAUACAUAUUGGAUUAAACGAAAAUCAAUGUUUACAGUUCAAGCACAUUCUAUAUAG